Auxenochlorella protothecoides is the source of this 684-nucleotide messenger RNA. Its product is annotated as putative gluconokinase. The transcript is spliced from 5 exons. The record is from RefSeq and is a predicted model, not a curated record. NCBI's taxonomy places the organism in Eukaryota, Viridiplantae, Chlorophyta, Trebouxiophyceae, Chlorellales, Chlorellaceae. Gene Ontology annotation, cellular component: cytoplasm. Gene Ontology annotation, molecular function: gluconokinase activity. Bases 1 to 684 code for a protein of 227 amino acids.
AUGCUGUCCGAGCGGCUGCGCUGUACCUUUCUGGAGGGGGACGACUUUCACCCCCCAGCCAACAUUGCCACGAUGUCGGCCGGGGUGCCCUUGACCGACGAGGACCGGUGGCCGUGGCUCGAGAGCCUGGCCAGCUGCGCUCGGCGCCACCUCAGCAGUACCUUGGGAAGCAUGCUGUCCGAGCGGCUGCGCUGUACCUUUCUGGAGGGGGACGACUUUCACCCCCCAGCCAACAUUGCCACGAUGUCGGCCGGGGUGCCCUUGACCGACGAGGACCGGUGGCCGUGGCUCGAGAGCCUGGCCAGCUGCGCUCGGCGCCACCUCAGCAGUGGGGAGAGGGUGGUGGUGGCCUGCUCGGCCCUCACGCCAGAGUACAGGCAGUACAUUGCCAGGGCCCUGGGUGAGGCCGCCGCCCCCCUCCUCUUCGUGCUGUUGGACCCUGGAGCGGCGACGCUGGAGGCCCAGGUUGCGCGGCGGGCGCAACAGGGCUCCCAUUUCAUGCCCCCCUCGCUCCUGGCCACCCAGCUGGCCACCCUCCAGUACGCCGAGUCCGAGUGGUACCUCCACAUCGGCGGCGAUCCAUACCCCCAGCUUGAGGCCAUAGCAGAAGCCAUCGUGGCGAGACUGGAGGCCGAUGGGCUGAUCCUGGAAAGUGGGAUCGAUGAGACCCUGGGGUCCGAGUGA